Messenger RNA from Mycotypha africana, 1020 nucleotides. RefSeq names its product Gcp-like domain-containing protein. Gene Ontology annotation, biological process: tRNA threonylcarbamoyladenosine modification. The transcript is spliced from 4 exons. Gene Ontology annotation, cellular component: EKC/KEOPS complex; cytoplasm. NCBI's taxonomy places the organism in Eukaryota, Fungi, Mucoromycota, Mucoromycetes, Mucorales, Mycotyphaceae. The coding region runs from base 1 to 1020 and encodes 339 amino acids. The record is from RefSeq and is a predicted model, not a curated record.
AUGGUGGUAGCGAUUGGUUUUGAAGGCUCUGCAAAUAAGCUUGGUGUUGGUAUAAUUAAACAUGAAGGAUCUGAAGUUGAAGUUCUGGCAAACCUUCGAGAUACAUAUAUCACUCCUCCAGGUCAAGGCUUUUUACCACGCGAUACAGCGCUGCAUCAUCGCGAUUGCAUCUUAACCGUUACAAAACAAGCUUUGGCAAAGGCAAAUGUAACACCCGAAGAUAUAGACGUUAUUUGUUAUACAAAAGGUCCUGGUAUGGGUGGACCACUAGUAUCGGUUGCUUUAGCAGCGAGAACAUUGGCAUUAUUAUGGAAUAAGCCUAUUGUUGGUGUAAAUCAUUGCGUAGGGCACAUUGAAAUGGGAAGGGAAAUAACAAAAGCGGAUAACCCAGUAGUACUUUAUGUCAGUGGUGGAAAUACACAAAUUAUUGCUUAUUCACAACAAAGAUAUCGCAUAUUUGGAGAAACACUCGAUAUAGCUAUCGGCAAUUGUUUGGAUCGAUUUGCAAGAAUUCUCAACUUAUCGAAUGAUCCCAGUCCUGGAUACAAUAUUGAACAGUAUGCUAAGAGAGGAAAAAAUUUUAUACAGCUACCUUAUUCAGUAAAGGGAAUGGAUGUGUCAUUUUCGGGUAUUUUAUCACAUAUAGAAAAGUUGGCGAAAGAAGAGUUACCAAAAGGAAGUAUUACACCUGAGGAUCUAUGCUUUUCAUUACAAGAGACGCUAUUCGCUAUGCUGGUCGAAAUAACAGAACGUGCUAUGGCGCACGUGGAGUCGAACCAAGUAUUAUUAGUGGGAGGUGUAGGAUGUAAUGUUCGAUUACAAGAAAUGAUGAAAGAAAUGGCGGCGCAAAGGAAUGGUACUGUAUGUGCAACCGAUGAAAGGUUCUGUAUUGAUAAUGGCCUUAUGAUUGCACACGCUGGCCUAUUAGCUUAUAAAACAGGCUAUACUACACCGUUCGAAGAGACAACGAUUACUCAACGUUUUAGAACGGAUGAAGUGCAUAUUGCUUGGAGACAAUAG